AUGGUCUCCGACGACCUCUUGGAGAAAUGUCUCCAGAUCCUGCAGGAUCAGGCCCUGGAUGAGGAAGAGCAGGUAGAGAAAGUGGAGGAUUUUUUGAGCACGAACUCGACCCUGUCAGGUUCGUCCUUAGAGAACGCCGUUUUGGACAUCCUCUGGCGCCAUCGCAAUCGCAACCUGCCAGAUGCAUCACCACCAGCCAGACAUACAGUGAUUCGGCGAUCGUCGCCGGCUCCGUGGCAGAUGGCUCGAUCUGUCACACCGCUAUCUCCCCACCCGACAUUGGGAACAAGCCCCGGAAGUACCUCGUGGAUGCCAAGCCCACGCGGAGCAUUUGCCAGGCCUCCGCUUUCAUCGACUGUCUCGCCAUUCACAUCGCCCCGGCCAUCGCCUCGGCUUGCUCUUGCACAGCCGAUUCCCCAUUCCCCAAAUCUGAACGCAUACGAAUUUUCAGAUCAAAGCCAGAUCUCUGAUUAUUAUGGAGAUCUCGGGGGUGACAAUAAUAUUGACUGGUUGGUCGCAGAUGACGCCAACAGUACAACCUCGUCCGCAGGCGGGGUCAGCACACCCGGGGCCCUCAGCGCCACUGCGGUUGAGUUUGUUCCAGACAUGAGCCCCCAUGACAUCCUGCGCACGGUGUUGGGCGACAAGCGAACCAACGAUGAAAUAGAAGCAGCACUUGAGGCUAACAGCUACGAUCUUGGAGCUACGAUUGCCUCUCUCUCGCAGGACAUCGAGGCCGAGGCAAUCUCAAAGCAACAAGAGGACGGCCGUGUUCUGGUGGGUAAGUCCAUGGCGAUGGAGCAAGUUCGCCCGGUCACACCACUGGGCAGUAGUCGCAGCCCGGUGGUCUGCAAAUACUGGCUGUCUACUGGACAGUGUCUUCGGGCAGACUGCCGAUUUAGCCAUGACCUCACCACCCAUGUGUGCAAAUACUGGGUCAUGGGUAAUUGCUUAGCUGGCGAUGGCUGCCCCUUUUCGCACGACCCUUCCGCGCUUCUCGGCAACCUUAGUGUCACAGGCGGCAGUCGGCCAGCUUCGCCGGCGAGCGCGCUUUCAUUCCAGGUAGACAGCGGCUCUGAUGCCUUCCCGCCUCUACAAGCCACAGAGAGUGGCGAUCAAUGGGGCAACCAAUAUGGUGGACGAUAUCCUUCCCACCUUUCUGUUUAUCAAACCUCCAAAUACGCUCCUCCGGGCUUACUUCCUGGAAUGGGCAAAAGGAAUGGAAGUGCCACCCAUCUUGGGCGCCCCAACUCGCGACCAACAAGUCGUCACCAGAACCGGGAGAUGAAUCCGACGGCGCCAUCUGUGGAUGAUCAAGAUGCAUUCCCGACCCUGGCCGCAGUACAGGCAAAGAACGCUGGAAAGAAACAUCAUGGGAAGCGAGGUGGUCAUAACAACCGUGAUGCAGGUCUGACCAAAGAGAAUAUACCUUCAUCUCUUGCCGAUGUGGUUCGAAUGACCCCAUCUCCUGUUCCAGGAAAAUCCAAGUCCGGUCUCAAGAAUAAAGACACAAAGAGUCGCGAGAAUACUGCGGCGGCUCAGUCCAUACAAGCCCCGCAAAACAUCCCUUGGCUUGAGACAGGAACGCGUGCCAAUCAACAAUACAUCAAAUAUCGAACGGAGGCUAUUCGCCAUGGAACCGUGAGAAACAAGUUCCUCCAAAGCGCCGCCCAAGCAUGGAACCGGAACGAUGCCCGAGCCGCCAAGGCCCUGUCGUUGCGUGGACAGGCGGAGAACGACGCGAUGCGUAGGUGCCAUCGCGAAGCUGCACGUCAACUCUACGAAGAACGAAACCAGCAUCUUUCGCACAAAGGUCUGGAUGAGUCUUCCGAGGAACUCUAUAUCGAUCUGCAUGGGCUUCACCCCGAAGAAGCCAUCGAAUAUCUCGAGAAAAUUCUUCUCAAACACGCCAGAGAAGGACUGCGGGUCGUCUAUGCGAUCACGGGCACUGGCCACCACUCGAAGAAUGGCAAGGAUAAAAUCGGUAAGGCCGUCAAAGCAUGGCUCAACGAAUGGCGCUAUCUCUUCCGUGAAUUCAGCGUCCCUGGUGAGCGAGGCGGUUACGUGGGAGGCAUCCUCGGCAUCGAUCCCACCAGUUAUGACAAGUCAAUAGCCAAAGAAAUGGCUAGUGAUUCGGGGGAGGCUAACGCUGGCGAACCUCCAACCCUGACAAUGGGCAAAGUUCAAUUACUCAAGCGUGAGGACAUAGAGACUUAA
Penicillium olsonii is the source of this 2217-nucleotide messenger RNA. The record is from the annotation of a GenBank genome assembly. NCBI's taxonomy places the organism in Eukaryota, Fungi, Ascomycota, Eurotiomycetes, Eurotiales, Aspergillaceae.